ACACAUAAGUCUAUUGCCCCUUUCAUUCAAUUGGUGAUCCCAAAGUUGAGCGGGUGGAGAAGAAGUGAGAGAUGACCAUCCAAAUUCCACCAACAUUUCCUCCUCCACACGCUUCCCUCAACCUCUCCUCUAAGCACCUCUACGGCGGCGUCACGCCUGUCGGUUUUCCUUCCUUCUCCCGCCGCAUCCCGGCCAUUCGCUGCCAACUUUCCGACCACCAAACGGUACCUCAAGUGGCACUUCCACCCAAAACAAGUAGAAUUAAUAGGUCGUUGUUGUCUGUUUCAGAGACAUGCUCCGAAGCCGAGCUCUGGGCCGCCUCGUGUCUCCGUGUCCGGACAUUCUACGACUUCAAAGAUCAGACAUUUGGCAUCGAAGAUCAUAAAAGGUACUUGGCUGAACGUGAAUUUGAAGCUCUGAAAGAACGUGUGGCAGGAAAAAGAAAGGGCUUUAGAAGAGUUGCCUGCAUCAAUGCUACAAUGCCGAUGUCAUCAGUGUUAAACGUCUCUGAUGACUUGUGCGCAUCUUGCAAUUUUUCACAAAAUGGAGAAGAUCGAGUUGUUGUUGGGACACUAGAUCUAAAUCAGUGCAUCAGCCUCCCAGAUGAAAUAACAGGAAUGAAGCCUAAGGGAAUUGGAGCUGAUUUUGCUAGGGCAUACAUUAGCAAUGUAUGUGUGGCCAAAGAACUGCAUCGUAAUGGUUUGGGCUAUGAGCUGAUUGCAGAGUCAAAGGUGGUUGCUGAAGACUGGGGAAUAAGCGACUUGUAUGUUCACGUUGCUGUGGACAAUGAGGCAGCCAAGAAUCUAUACUUGAAAAGUGGUUUCACUUUAGAAAGUGAUGAACCUGCAUGGCAAGCCAGGUUCUUGGAUCGGCCCCGUAGGCUUCUUCUGUGGACAGGUCUUCCCAUCACAUACAAAUUGUAAUGGCUUGAACCCUUUGUCAUACUCACUUUUCCCGCUUUGUAUGUCUGUAAUACUACAUUCUUGUAUCAUGUCCUCUGCACGCUUUUUUUAACACAACAAUUAUGUUCCACGUCGAAGUAGAUGGACUUCAUCAGAAACAAGGUAGUCUCCCUUCAAUCAUAGAAAUACUUACAUCUUAUGAUUCUUGUUUUCUGUUUGAACGAUGAGCAACGGAAUACAGAAAAGAACGUCUUCAAGUUA
Messenger RNA from Sesamum indicum (sesame), 1163 nucleotides. RefSeq names its product Acyl-CoA N-acyltransferases (NAT) superfamily protein. Gene Ontology annotation, molecular function: acyltransferase activity, transferring groups other than amino-acyl groups. Gene Ontology annotation, cellular component: chloroplast. The record is from RefSeq and is a predicted model, not a curated record. Lineage: Eukaryota; Viridiplantae; Streptophyta; Magnoliopsida; Lamiales; Pedaliaceae.